GCCUGAACGGAAAAGCUGCACAGGACCCCGAUUCCGCGUCUGUCCUCAUUACACUACUGAUUGAUCAAACAAAAUGACUGUAGAAGUUGAGAGAAAAUUCGUUUGUGAUGCAGAAAUUAUGUGGAAACUACAAGAUAUUGGAGCUAAAUGCAUUGGUCAGCGGCAGUUCCGAGACCAGUACUUUGACUCGCCAGAUUUCAUCCUCACGCUAAAAGAUUUCUGGCUGAGAUGCCGAGAGGGAUUGUGGGAGUUGAAAUGCCCUGCAGUUUCAGGAACUACACCUGACAAUGACACCGAGACCGUUUGUACACGAUACAGAGAGAUAACCAGUCUCCCUCUGAUUCAAUCAGAAGUCAGCAGGAUAAUCAGGGAACACACCGCUGAAGGGAGUGAAUCAAAUUCCUCACAAAGGGAACAAAUUGACAAAGUCGCAGAAAAUGAGGACACAGAGAUCUGUUCAGCUGAUGACACAAAGUGGCUGAAUGACCUCAAUCUGGUCUGUUUUGCUGAGUUCAAGACCGAGCGCUGCUCUUACACACUAGAGAGGGAGGCCGGUGCAGUGCGGGUGGAUCUGGACCAGGCUGAUUUCGGAUAUUGUGUGGGAGAGAUUGAGGUUCUGGUGCCCGAAGGAGGUUUAAGCUGUGAGAAGAAAGUAAAGGGGAAAAUGGAUGUUUACCUUCAAAGUAAUGAAAGGAACCUAUUGUUCAAGGUUGACAGGAUACAAUUAAAGUGCCAUUAUUUCAGAGGAACCUUCAGAUGGGAACCGCGUGACAGAGGGAGACAGGUGUAUUUUUCACAUCAAAACUAUUGGAGGCCUUGUAAUUUUUGCUAAUAAAAGCUUUAGUUUAUCUGCUUACAAUCCCACAUGAAUUCAUUCACAUUCAAGUUCUCACAGUCUCACAAACCCCCCUUUCUCUGUUUCCAAACAAUCAGUGACCUUCUUGUCAUCUAUUACACUCACACAGGUGAUCAAAUGAAGCCACAUGGCGCUGUUGCUUUGAAAGUUCUCACAUUUGACUCCUCUCACAGCAGCUGCUUUACACUAUUUUGGUUUGGCUUUGGCAGAGCCUGUGACUAUAGCC
This is a messenger RNA of Sinocyclocheilus anshuiensis, 1082 nucleotides long. Its product is annotated as thiamine-triphosphatase-like. The coding region runs from base 74 to 832 and encodes 252 amino acids. The transcript has 5 exons. Lineage: Eukaryota; Metazoa; Chordata; Actinopteri; Cypriniformes; Cyprinidae. The record is from RefSeq and is a predicted model, not a curated record. Gene Ontology annotation, molecular function: magnesium ion binding; thiamine triphosphate phosphatase activity. Gene Ontology annotation, biological process: thiamine diphosphate metabolic process; dephosphorylation; thiamine metabolic process.